AUGGAGAGGAGGAUGAAUGACAAGACCACAUCCCAGUCAGCCAUGAGGAUUACCUCCUGUCAAGUCGACUCUUUUUGCUGUUGUAGCUGUGGUAGCCCUCACUGUGGUGUCACUACUCUGAAGCGAAAACCACACCGAAAACCCAAGUACCAGUACAGCAAGAAGCCGGUCCCUCAGGUCACCGCUCACAGCCCUCUGACCACCAAGGCUCUGAAGGCAGCGGACAGCGGCAGCCCUGUGGAGCCCUACCCACUGGCCACCACAGAGAGGACCACCUACCCAAGUCACAUCUUCCCCGAGUACAACACCGAGAGCACCGGGCCUCCUGGUGCUGGCCAUGAGAACUACACCCUGGAUUAUAACGAGUGUUACUUCAACUUCUGUGAGUGCUGUCCACCUGAGAGAGGCCCCCGGGGCCCAAAGGGAGACAGAGGACUGCCAGGAGCACCAGGUGAAAAAGGCGAGCCAGGACCCAGCGGUUUUCCUGGACUGCAUGGUCUGAGGGGUGCUAUGGGGUUUAAAGGAGACAAAGGAGAAAAAGGUGACCGAGGAAAUAUUGGCUUGGCUGGGACAACAGGAAUUCCAGGGAAACCAGGAGAGAAAGGUGACACUGGCUCCAAAGGUGAGAAAGGUGAAAUAGGACCACGUGGUGCCAAAGGUCAUUGUGGGGAGAAAGGUGAACGUGGCCAGAAUGGGAGCAUUGGUGGGAAAGGAGAACCAGGAAAGGAGGGGCCAGCUGGACCACCGGGACUGGCUGGAGCACAGGGUCUAAAAGGAGACAAGGGGGAUAAAGGGGAGUGUGGCACAUUGGGAGAGAGAGGACAAAAAGGUGAGCGAGGGGACAUUGGGCCUCCUGGUGUACCAGGAGGAAUGGGCCCUCCUGGAUUGAAUGGCAAGAAUGGUCUCCCAGGUCCUACAGGCCCUCCAGGAGAUCCAGGGCAUCCGGGAGCACAAGGUGAGCCAGGGGUCAGAGGGCCACAGGGACCACAGGGGAUAAGGGGGAUGUCCGGGCCAAAAGGGGACAGAGGUUAUCCUGGGAUGAGAGGGGAGAGGGGUAUUCGCGGGAUCAAAGGGGCCAGGGGAGCAGGGGUCCCACAGAAACGCUCUGCCUUCAGUGUAGGCAUCUCUCCCAGCAAAUCGUUCCCUCCCUCUGGCUUCCCCAUCCGCUUCGACAAGGUCUUCUACAACGAGGAGAACCACUUCAACAUCUCUGCCAACUGCUUCACAUGCGUUCAUGCUGGGGUUUAUGUCUUCUCCUUCCACAUCACUGUGCGCAAUCGGCCACUGCGUGCCACCCUGGUGGUGAACGGGUCGCGGCGUGUAAGGACGCGGGACUCCCUUUACGGCCAAGACAUCGACCAGGCAUCCUCUCUGGUGGUGCUGCGGCUGGCGGUGGGCGACCAGGUGUGGCUGGAGACUCUGAGAGACUGGAAUGGAGCUUAUGCCAGCAGUGAGGAUGACAGCAUCUUUUCUGGAUUCUUGCUGUACUCGGACAAAGUCUGA
Molecule: messenger RNA, 1503 nt
Organism: Myripristis murdjan (pinecone soldierfish)
Lineage: Eukaryota; Metazoa; Chordata; Actinopteri; Holocentriformes; Holocentridae
Gene: otol1b
Product: otolin 1b
Molecular function (GO): protein binding
Source: RefSeq, a predicted model, not a curated record